UGCAGUUGUGUGUGUGCACCGCUGGGCGAGUCUUCGCCGCGUCUGUCUCCGUAGCUCCCCAUUUUCCGAGAAAAGGAGAGGAGAAUUAGCUCAAGGAGGAGGGCCGCCGCCAUUAUUGGGAAGCUGGGGGAAAAAACACUUUCACACACACGCAAUCUCUUGUUAAAUUGAUAAGGACAUUACCAAUUUAUUGCAUGAAGCCAGUUUAGAAUAAUCCUUGUACGGUAAUUGCAGCAACCUCGACCAGUGUCCCGUGCAUGAUCGAUCCAGCAUAAUGUUGGCACAACAAUGGACAUAAUAAUUGGACAAAAGCAACGUGGUGAACCAAGGAGAAGACGGUGAAACAAGCUUUUAUUCUCCCGAGGAGAGAAAAAAAACAGGAAGAUCAUUGUUUUUACGUUAGUAGUUUUAUUAUCACAAAGACAACGAAAAUAUCAAUGGAAUUGGAAAUCAUCAAAAUAGGGAUAUAGAUUUACAAUUAAUCUGUCAAGCUAACAAUAACAACAUAUGUAUAGUUAUUUGUGUCUGUUUCGGAAUCAAACGAGCUACAUUUCUGUUUCUUGUCCAUGUAUAUCAGGCGGCGAGGGCUGCGGCAAGCGCUGGCCUGACAGAUUCAGGGAGAAUGCGAUGGCUCAUAGCUACAUUAGAAAUGACUGAGAGAAGCCUCUGCCUUUGCUACACCCCUACACUGCUGUGAUUAAACAUGAAGCACACUAGAGGAAACACCAACUAAUCUGCCACUCACAUCCAGGUGUACUCUUCUAUCGAGUCCCUGAAUAUGGCAGGAUGAGUGUCAGCAGACGAUAAUGAUGGCGAAAAAGCAGGAUGCUAAGUCACCCACAUACAACCUUAUUGUUGUGGGUUUGUCAGGGACUGAGAAAGAGAAGGGCCAGUGUGGAGUGGGUAAGUCCUGCCUGUGUAACCGCUUUGUGCGCCCCAGUGCUGAUGACUUCUAUCUGGACCACACGUCAGUGCUGAGCACCAGRGACUURGGGGGRAGAGUGGUUAACAAUGACCARUUCCUGUUCUGGGGGGAGGUGGGGCGGGUGGUGGAGGAGGGGCCGGAGUGCAYGAUGCAUGUGGUGGAGCAGACKGAGUUCAUUGAUGACCAGACGUUCCAGCCACACCGCAGCACUGCCAUGCAGCCCUAUAUCAAGAGGGCGGCCUCCACCAAGCUGGCCUCUGCAGAGAAGCUGAUGUACUUCUGCACGGACCAGCUGGGGCUGGAGCAGGACUUUGAGCAGAAGCAGAUGCCUGAGGGCAAGAUACAGGCUGACGGGUUCYUGCUCUGUYUGGACGUCAGUAGGGGGAUGAACCGCAACUUUGACGACCAGUUGAAGUUUGUCACAAARCUUUARGGUCAMCUGAGCAAAACAAAGAAGCCCAUUGUGCUGGUCUUAACCAAGUGUGAUGAGGGGGUUGAACGCUACAUCAAAGAUUCUCACACCUUUGCCAUCACUAAAAAGAGUCUUCCAGUAGUGGAGACWUCUGCACGCUCUAACAUCAAUGUUGACCUAGCRUUCKUUYCUUUGGUGCAACUCAUUGAUAAGAGCAGGGGCAAGCCCAAGAUCAUUCCUUACUUUGAGGCCCUCAAGCUCCAGAGUCAGCAGAUAGCCRUGGCUAAAGACCGAUACGAAUGGCUAGUCAACCGCYUAGUGAAGAACCACAACGAGACCUGGCUUAACACCAGCKGACGCAUGCACASRMCUUCAGAGUUCAAWGAAUACGUCUUUCUYGAGGGUACAGCYAAAUGCAAYAAGCUCUUCCAGCAGCWUGUGUACCGUCUGAAACAGGAGCACAUUGAGAGACGUCGGAAAAUCUAUCUGAGCACUCUUCCUCUAGCACUUAGCUCCCUGGUGCCUGACCUGGAUGAGAUCGACCAGCUGAGCUGGUCUGGGGUUCAGAAGGUCCUGGAGUCUAAGCAGCACUUUGCCCACUGGUUUGUAGUUCUGGAGGACUCUCCAUGGGAGGACACGUCUCACAUAGAUAACAUGGAGGAUGAGCGCAUCCCCUCAGACCUGCUGGAGACGGCCCCAGCCGAGUACAUUUUCAACGCCCACCUGGAGCACCUGAGGAAUGAGUGCAAGCGGGCCGAGAUGAGGCAGGAGUUCAAGCACAAGCUGGCCUGUUCUCCCUUUGUCACGCCAGGCAAGCCCUGGGAAGAGGCCCGCAGCUUCAUCAUGAACGAAGACUUCUACCAAUGGUUGGAGGAAUCAGAGUACCUGGACCUCUACAACCGCCACCAGAAAGAGAUAAUAGACCACGCUAAAGAGGACUUCCAGGAGCUGCUGCUGGAGUACUCUGAGCUCUUCUAUGAGCUGGAGGUGGAUGCCAAGCCCAGCAAGGAGAAGAUGGGGGCCAUCCAGGAGGUUUUAGGGGAGGAGCAGAGGUUCAAGACCCUGCAGAAGCUUCCAGCUGAGAGAGAUGCUCUGGUGUUGAAGCAUAUCCACUUUGUCUACCACCCAACCAAGGAGACCUGUCCCAGCAGCCCACAGUGUGGAGACUUCAAGAUAGAGCAGCUCCUGGCCUCACGUUUCCCAACAUGCUACCCUUUCUUCAAUGUGAAGUCCCAUUUUGGGGAUAUUAAAGCUGACCGAAUCAACCUUGUGAUAUUGGGCAAAGACGGACUGGCCAGGGAGUUUGCCAAUGAGAUCAGGACUCUCUGUACCAAUGACGACCGGUAUGUGCUGGAUGGGAAAAUGUAUGAGUUGACCCUGCGACCUAUCGAGGGAAACAUACGACUUCCUGUAAAUUCCUUUCACACUCCCACUUUCACACCCCAUGGAUGCCUGUGUCUGUACAACUCAAAAGAGUCCCUAACCUACGUCGUAGAAAGCAUUGAAAGGUUGCGGGAGUCAACAAUAGGUAGAAGGGACAGCCAUAUAGCUCAGCUUUUAACGUCUCUGCUCUUGGUUACUAAAAGGGGAGUAGGGACAUAUGCAGAUAUUGGGGGAGAAACUGCCUUAGGCCUAAUAACACAGGGACAGCAGGUAGCAAGGAGACUGCAGUGUAGCUUCCUAGACCCAGCCUCUCCUGGUGUGGGCUAUGGGCACAAUGUGAAUGACAGUCAGAUCAAUCAAGUAUUGAGGGGUCUCCUGGACUCUAGGAGGAGCUCAUCUUUUAGUAGCAGCUCCCCGCCUCUGCCCCCUAAACCUCCAGGCCCAAGAGACUCUCCUCACCAGCCCAGCCCAGAGGCAGACGUUCGCAUCGUCAUGUGCUUGAUGUGUGGAGACAACUACGACGUGGAACAGCUCCUCUCUCCCUUCCUACUGCCUCAGCACUGCAGGCCAACAUCCAAUAGUGGGACCUCAGUGAUACUGGAGCAGACAGUGGGGCCUCACAAACAGGUGAUUGAGCUCUCCCUUCUUUCCUACCACGCCUCCUUCUCCCUGAGGAAGAGCAGAUUAGUGCAUGGCUACAUCGCUGUGUACUCAGCCCGCCGCAAGGCCUCCCUGGAGACUCUAUGUGCCUUCCUGUGUGAGAUCCAGGACAUCAUCCCUGUUCAGCUGCUGGCAGUAGGGGAGAGCCAGGUGGAGCUCACAGAAAGUGAGUCUGCCAGAGAGCAGCUAGUCCAGGGAGAGGAGCUGGCCCAAGAGAUAGAGGGCAGGUUCAACAGUGUGGUGUGUGGGUCUGGAGGGGUGGUGGGCGGCCUACACAGGAUAGAGAUGUUCCAGCACUUCCUGAUGGAGGUGGUGGAGAAACGCAACAUUGUGGAGGCAACACACAUGUAUGAUAACGUGGCAGAGGCCUGCACUAACGACACUGCCUACUCCCCUCGCUGUAGCUCACCCAGCCCUGGCAACAUGUUCCUAGACUCUGAUGUGGAUGACGUGGAGCCCUCCCCACCCUACUUCGAUGGCACACUCACCUCCCAUGGUGGGGGCUUCAACCUGCCUGACCUGGACUCCAGCGAUGUCUCUGUCAUCUCUGACAUCAGCUCCUUUGAGAACAAACUCAACAGCAAGGUCCCUCCCCAGGUGAGGCCCAAGCCCACUGUGACCUUUGACUUCCGGAAGGUGGGCCGAAACCCCUACAACACAGACACCAUGGGCCACCGUCGCUCCCUGCCCUCUGCUGUGACAUGGGUACCAGGUGGGGACGGAGGUUACGACCCCUCAGACUAUGCAGAGCCCAUGGAUGCUGUGUCCAAGCCCCGGCCCAGCAACGAGGAGAUCAUCUACUCUGUGCCCCAUGACAGCACGCAGGGCAAAAUAAUCACCAUCCGCAACGCCAACAGGAUGCACUCAAAUGGGAACGGCUCGGACAGUGAGGCAGACAGCAGUUCCCUGGAGCGCUGCAGGAAGUUCUCGGCGGCGGGGGUGAAGCCCCGGCUUUACCGUGACCGCUCGAAACGCCUGGGUAAGUUCAGCAGCUUUCGCACUAGCUUCAUUGGCAGCGACGACGAGAUGGGGGCCCUGCCAAAGACCAAGGAGGAUGAGUUCGGAACCCUGAAAGGAGACAUCAUCAAUGAGGAGGGAGAGGACACCAAGAAGAGGAACAUUCUGAAGAGCCUACGGCGAACUGCCAAGAAAACCAGACCAAAGGCUCGGCCCUCUAUUCCCAAGCCCCUGGAGAGCAACUACUUCGGGGUACCCCUGGUCAAUGUGGUGUUCCCAGACAGACCUAUCCCACUUUUUAUUGACAAGUGUGUCCACUUCAUUGAGACCACAGGUCUCAACACAGAGGGGCUCUACAGGGUGAGUGGGAACAAGUGUGAGAUGGAGAGCAUGCAGAGGCAGUUUGACCAGGACCAUGGGCUGGACCUAGUGGAGAAGGACUUUGCCAUCAACACGGUGGCWGGGGCUCUGAAGGCCUUCUUCUCUGAGCUGCCGGAGCCGUUGGUGCCCUGCAUCCUGCAGGUGGAGCUGCUCGAGGCCUUCAAAAUCAACGACAGGGAACAAAGGCUGUACACCAUGAAGGAUGUGCUGAGGAAGUUCCCCAGGGAGAACUAUGACGUUUUCAGAUUUGUCAUGAGCCACUUACACAAGGUGAGCCAGCUGAGCAGACAGAACCUGAUGACCAGUGAGAAUCUGUCCAUCUGUUUCUGGCCCACUCUGAUGCGGCCAGACUUCACCACCAUGGACGCCCUGACGGCCACGCGGACCUACCAGACAAUCAUCGAGACCUUCAUCCACCAGUGUGCUUUCUUCUUCUACAACCAGCCCCUCCUGGACUCCCCCACUGGCCUGGCUGGCUUCCCUGCCUCCCCUACCACCACCCUCACCGGGGGCUCUGCCAAUUCCUGCUACCACUCCUCCCCUCCCUCCACCGCCACGCACUUCAGCCCUCUGCAGCAGUCGCCCCCCACCACCCCCCAGUCUCCCCUGCAGUCCCUCCUGACCCCCCUCCACCAACACCCCCACCAUACCCCCACCGAGCAAGAGACACUGUGAGAGACACUGAGAAGGGAACAGAUGGUGCACCCCUGAUCUGAUGCUGCUGCACCCCUGAUCUGAUGCUGCUGCACCCCUGAUCUGAUGCUGCUGCACACCUGAUCUGAUGAUGCUGCACACCUGAUCGGAUGCUGCUGCACACCUGAUCUGAUGAUGCUGGACCUUAGUCACUUACACACACACAAAAACAUACAUACUGACAGUACAUUGUUCGGUCGUUGAUAAUAACAUGUAAACAGAGAGAGGAGACGAGGAGUGUUUGACAAAUAAACUUGCCACUUGUGAACAGCG
This is a messenger RNA of Salvelinus sp. IW2-2015, 5684 nucleotides long. Its product is annotated as rho GTPase-activating protein 35-like. Gene Ontology annotation, biological process: regulation of axonogenesis; Rho protein signal transduction; regulation of cell size. The coding region runs from base 807 to 5393 and encodes 1528 amino acids. The transcript is spliced from 7 exons. Lineage: Eukaryota; Metazoa; Chordata; Actinopteri; Salmoniformes; Salmonidae. Gene Ontology annotation, cellular component: cytosol. Gene Ontology annotation, molecular function: GTPase activator activity; GTP binding; GTPase activity. The record is from RefSeq and is a predicted model, not a curated record.